Messenger RNA from Truncatella angustata, 2259 nucleotides. RefSeq lists its product as uncharacterized. The transcript is spliced from 5 exons. Lineage: Eukaryota; Fungi; Ascomycota; Sordariomycetes; Amphisphaeriales; Sporocadaceae. Gene Ontology annotation, cellular component: nucleus. Gene Ontology annotation, biological process: positive regulation of transcription by RNA polymerase II. Gene Ontology annotation, molecular function: DNA-binding transcription factor activity, RNA polymerase II-specific; transcription cis-regulatory region binding; zinc ion binding. The record is from RefSeq and is a predicted model, not a curated record. Bases 261 to 1994 code for a protein of 577 amino acids.
CAUCAAGUAAACGAAUGUACGAUGCGCUUAAUCCUUCCACUUUAAGUGUAGCAGGAAUUUAGCAUGUCCCCUGUUGUUCCCCGCAAAGACUCCCCAGGAUCAUCCGCCGUUUUGUGAUUUGUGCGGGGACUGCAAAGCGUUCGGCCGACUCCCGCUGUCGCUUCAACCUUCCCAGGUCGUCAUUUCAGUACCGCAAAACAGUAUCUAUGGCAUUGGGCAAUUCAGUUGCUCGGCCACGAUAUGCGAUUGCAGGACCGUAGAUGGCUUCACAGCCGCCCAAGAGGGUCCGUACUGGCUGUCUGAAAUGUCGCGUUCGGCGGAGGAAAUGUGACGAAGGAAAGCCCCGGUGUCAGAGAUGUGUUACGGGAAACUUUGAGUGUGUUUACGGAACCCGCUUGUCGUUCUUAGAAAAGAAUGCCUUUACGGUGGCGGAGCCGGGGACGCCGGCUCAGGAGACGGUGUCAACUCCAAGCUAUCGCAAAGUUCAGUUUGUGGAAGACGUUUCAGGCAGCCCGUCGGGUGAAGAACAACAGCCGCUUCAGGCGCAAACACAAUCCACAGUGGAUAGCGACACUGCGUAUCCUGGGCAACAAACGCACGCUGGCACGGAUGUUCUUUCAGCUACCGGUCCCCAACAAGCCGAUACUUCCGCCACUAAUUGGAGUCCUCGUGGUAUAGGCUCACUUAGCAGCAGCGGCGGUGACCAGAUUGCACUCGAUGCACUUUUGUCGCUUGGUAGCGAACAUGCAACGGUUUUUAUUGACAGGAAUUUGCUCCGAACACCGAUCAGCUCUGUGGCAUUAGAGGAUCCACAAGGUUCUGUCAUCUAUCAUGAUACAGUAGAUGGACAUGAAGGACCUGCUCAGGACAUCCCUUUCUCGUCAACACUGUCACCAAAAUCCGGCCUCGGCAUUCCCGAGGAGUCGGAGUUUAACCUUCUUAAGCAUUAUCGGUACGCAAUAGCACCAUGGCUCGAUCUCUGUGACCUUGGACAGACCUUCGGAAUGGCAGUACCGUGCCUGGCAAGCGAGUCAGUUGUGAUACUACGGGGCGUGCUUAGUCUUUGUACACAGGCACUCAGCGCCGCUUCAACUCUGCACUAUUCCUCGGUGUCUGAUUAUUCGGGAUUCCUCGUCGUUAGCAGGGCGGAUAGCCACAGCGCGGAAGAGCAGCUGCUCAUUGAUAGCCUCUCUCAAGCUCAACAAACUUUUCGUAAUCCUGAUUGCUUGGAGCGGAAAGGCCCCUCCGCAGGUCUUCUUCACGGCGCGCACGAGUUGUUACUUGCGGCACCUACAUCAGUAUCCAUGGCAUCUUAUCAUCUCGUUGUGAGGUUAGAGUUGGGCAAAGCUCUGAUGCACGAGCUACCAAUAUCUGUGCCACUCCAUAUUCCCGAGACUCAUCCAUCUCCAUGGUACUGUACAGACUUAGCAAGACAGAUCUUUUAUUCUGCUCACAUACCCUUAUUUCUCUGCAUCCGUGCAGUGAAUUUCUGUUGGGGCGAAGCCUCCGAUCGUGUGGGGCUGACGGGAGACAUGGUCACAACUUGGCGAAACCUUCUCGACGAACUGAAUUCAUGGUAUCAUCAGCGGCCUCAAGAAUUUAUUUCCAUGGUCGAGAUCGAGACGGCAAAUGAUGGGUAUCCUAUGAUUCUCUUCACCAGUGGCGCCGCCGUCUUCAGCAAUCAGCUGUACCACACGGCCAUACUUCUUCUCUUGCGGCACAAACCGCGCACAGUCGUGCUACCUAGCAAGCAUCGUUCAUCAACCAUGUCCACCCUUUGGCAUGCCAGGCGCAUCUGCGGCAUCGCACUGAAUAAUGAAAACCGGGAAUGCUGGGACACGAGUCUUGUCGCGUCACUGCUCGUUGCUGCUAGGAUAAUGACUCAUGAGACGCAGCAUCAAGUUUUGCUUGCCGGCAUAGAUAAGGUCGAGCGACUGACUGGAUGGAGUUUGGACACAAUCAGGAGCACUCUCAAGGCAGAAUGGGGAAAUUGACCGCCCCGAUAUGUCUUGCGGCUUUCCUCGCGAUGGCCAUUCAGCAACGCUGAGUUCGCGACUGCGGCUUGAUGCUAUGCACUGCAUACAUUCUGCAGGCUCUGGAUUCUGUAGUUUUGAUUUAGUCUUCUGUCAACGUUUAGUUAAGCUUGCAGAGUCAUGCAGCACAGACAUAAAUUGCAGGAAGCUUUAAAGUAUGCCACAUGGGAUUUACUCAUAAGUCUUGAAGAUAUCAGAAAUAGGACGCGCCUGGUUAUGCAACCAG